Anoplopoma fimbria (sablefish) is the source of this 2264-nucleotide messenger RNA. RefSeq names its product lectin, galactoside binding soluble 3a (gene lgals3a). Bases 155 to 1360 code for a protein of 401 amino acids. Gene Ontology annotation, biological process: monocyte chemotaxis; negative regulation of extrinsic apoptotic signaling pathway; positive chemotaxis. Gene Ontology annotation, molecular function: carbohydrate binding; IgE binding; laminin binding. The transcript has 6 exons. Gene Ontology annotation, cellular component: nucleus; immunological synapse. NCBI's taxonomy places the organism in Eukaryota, Metazoa, Chordata, Actinopteri, Perciformes, Anoplopomatidae. The record is from RefSeq and is a predicted model, not a curated record.
AGAGUUGUAGUUGUGAGAGGAGCCGUAGGACGCUAGCUUGUAGUUUCACACCUCGGCAGGCUAAAGUAGCUUUGCUAACUGGCUCCAACAGCUGGAGACACCAUCUCUGUUAACACACAUACCGUUUGAGAGGAGCUCAUCUUCUGCUGAGAUCAUGGCAGAUUUCUCGCUGUCAGAUGCUUUAGGAGACGACUCUCCGAGCCAGGCAAAGAAGAUUGGAAACACUAACCCGACCGCUCCGGCCAGUCACCCUCAACCUCCUGCCAAUCCAGGAUGGCCGGGUUCAGCCCCAGGAGCUCCCACCCAGCCCUCCGCUCCGGGGGACUUUUCUGGUGGAUCCUCUGGUCCGGGGGCGCCAGGGCAGUUCCCAUAUCAAUCUGGUCCUGGGGCACCAGGGCAGUACCCGGGACCUCCUUCAGCACCUGGUGGGUUCCCCCCUGGUCCUGGGAUACCUGGACAAUACCCACCUGCACCAGGAGCUCCAGGCCAGUUUCCCUCCAGCCCCGGAGCCCCUGGGCAGUUCCCAGGCCAGCACCCAGGGCAGCAUCCUGGGCAGUACCCCGGGCAGUUCCCUGGGCAGCACCCUGGGCAGUUCCCCGGGCAGUACCCACCUGAAGGAGCUCCAGGACAGCUACCUGGAGGCCCUGUUUCUUACCCAACUGGACCAUUUCCUUCUGGCCCCGGAGCUCCCCCUGGGCCUUAUCCAAAUGUGCCUUACCCAGGAGGUCAGCCAGGAGGAGGCAAUGGGAUGUACGGACCCGGUGGUCCAGGUGCAUUCCCUCCUCCAGCUGGCCCUGGUUCCUUCCCUGCAUUCCCUGGUGGAGGCUUCCCCCCAAUGCCCACUGGGUCAUGGGGACCCCCUGCAGGUGGAGGCUUCCCUCAAGCCCCUGGCCCCUUUGGUCCUGGCCCUGGGCCUAUGGGUCCAUACGGUGGGCCUGCCGCUCCAGGAGGCAUGCUGAUGGUGCCGUAUGAUCUCCCACUUCAUGCUGGAAUUAUGCCACGACUUGUAAUCACGAUAGAGGGGGAGGCUUUUCCUGGUGCAGACAAGUUCCAAAUCGACUUCAUCAAAGGCUCAGAUGUCGUCUUUCACUUAAAUCCUCGAUUUCAUGAGCAAACAGUCGUCAGAAACUCCAACCUCGGCGGCUGUUGGGGUCCAGAGGAGCGGGAAGGGUUUUUCCCAUUUGUUCCCGGACGCCGUUUUGAGCUGAAGAUCCUUAUCGAGGAGGACUCGUUUAAAGUGGCGGUGGACAGCAACCACCUGCUGGAGUACGAGCACAGAGUCGGCGGGCUGGAGGAAGUGAACCUGCUGCGAGUGACUGGAGACAUCGACCUAUACAGCGUAGCCCCCAACAUGAUCUGAAUCACAGCUACUAAACCAGAUGCUGUACGGGAGACCCGGCGUUACACCGUAUUUGAAACAGUUCAAAUACCUUGAUGGAGUUUUUGAGGCACAAUAGUCAGUAAAAAUGCAAUCUUUGCCCUCUUGGCACUUUGUCAUUUAUUACAGAGCAGAUGGCAGAUUAACAAAGGUCAGCACAUUAUAAUCCUUUUCUCUUAUUUGCUGGAUGAUAUCUCUUUUUGUUUUUUGCCUCUCACAAUCCAAUAUAUUUAACAACAUAACAAUAUCAAAAUAGUGAAUGAGCUGAAGUGCAACUAAAACAGGCGUUUUGAGGAAACACUAAUUUAAACCUAAUGACAAGAUUGUGGGCCAAGUGGAACAUAUUUUCCACUAGUAUGCUGUAUUUUGUUUACAGUACGUGUAUGUUUAUUAACCUGUCCUUUAUAGCAACAUCUUGAUGAGCCUUUGUGAUGCAUGAGAGUGUGAUGCUGAAAAAUCAACUAGGUCUCCUUUUCCCCUUCCUACAUCAGUGCUGGCUGAUCCUGCUAAGACUCACUGGCCUGUUAGCAUCCAUAUGCUCAUGAUGAAGUUUCUUAAAAUGUAUUUAUAUACAGACUUUGAGCUCCUCCUUUCUUCAGUAUUAAUCCUCCUGACCUCUUAGACUGGAGGGUCGUGUUUUACGAAUUAUGAUUUCAUGUUGAAGUCAAAUGGAAUGCUAAAAAAGUGAGGCUCAAUUUAAAGUAAGUCGUUGAGGAGAGGGAUGAGAUCUCUGAUUAGUUGCCAAAGAUAACAGUGGUAAAAUAUUUUGAGAUUAUAUGCUUAUAAAAUAAAGGGCAACAAACAAAUAAUGACUGAUGAUGCUGUUUGAUUCAGAAUGUUGUAUACUUUUCUGCCUGUGCACAUAAUAAAUACUAGUUUCCCUGUU